Molecule: messenger RNA, 4935 nt
Organism: Armigeres subalbatus
Lineage: Eukaryota; Metazoa; Arthropoda; Insecta; Diptera; Culicidae
Exons: 9
Coding region: 794-4174 (1126 amino acids)
Biological process (GO): regulation of transcription by RNA polymerase II
Cellular component (GO): nucleus
Source: RefSeq, a predicted model, not a curated record
UCUGCAUUCGCUUUACAGGUGUAUUUGAUUUGCAUUGCAUUCUAUUUCCACGGCUGUUUGGUGCUGCAAAAAUCGUUUUCAUUCGGAAAUAUUUGUCCUGUGCUGUUUGGAAACCUCGCUGGAUUCAUGUUUAAGUGUGCCGUCGUCAAAGAAAAGCAUGUCUCUUCGGGAAAAUCGCGGAAAACAAUUUCCUCUCAUAGCAGGGUAAAGUUGCACAAAUGUGACAGUUAAAAUAUCGCAGUACUCGCCUUUCUGUCAAAGUGCGGUUUUGGAACAGUGAAGUGCGCGUGUGGUUGUGCGGCGAACUUCGGAUCGCGUGCGGCCGUGUGAGUGUGUUUCGUUGUUGCGGGCCGAAAAAGGGAACGCCAUAUUGAACAAAAGAAGAGACGAGAGAAUAGUUUGUUCGUCGUUCAGCAGCCGCAGUCGCCCGUCAAAAAGGCCUAGUGCGAAGCAAAACCUAAAAAGCAUUUUUCGCAAUCCGCACCGGAACCGAUACGAGUGAUUCUACGUGGACAUUUCCUGCCGGAACGGCCGGAUAUUUCGGUUGCAAAAGACUUCGUUUCAGUCUCGAUGUGAAGAGUCAAAGGGAGUCUGGGGAUCUGCAGGCGAACCGUGUCCGAAUCCUGAGAAGUGUGUGUUUUUUUUUCUUGUAUCUCUGUGCCCCACGGAUGCCAAUAAAUCUCGCAAUCACUGUGUAAUAACUCAAUCAAUUACCGUUAGGUAUUCUACUUGGUAAUCUACAAUAGCUCGAAUGGAUAACAUCACUUUGUGUAAAUAGAAUUAAAAGUCCAACAUGUCCGGUCACAAUCCACCGCAUGGACGUUUGGGUCAACCGAAUUCCACCUGGAAUCCGCUACAGGUACCGUACAUCCCACGGCAACCGCAGUUGGCCCAUAUGUCCAGUGAACGAUCGAUGGCUAGAUCGCCGGUGACGUGGCACACCCCGCCGACCCAUCAGGAACAGCUCUACAACUUCAUGACUGCUAACCACAAGAACAAUCUAGAAAUCAACCCAAUGCUGCCAACCUUUGGACGUAGUUCCGGUAUGCCGCUGGGAUCAGUGGAUCUAUCGCUGUCGUCGGCAGCGAGGAGCACACCGUCCCCGAAAGGAACCAAUCCGCAGCAACCGGGUCCAACUCAGCAACAUCUGCCCUCGAACAUUCCACCUGGUCUGGGACCAGGUCCUGCUAUGCCAGAUCAAAACGAUCUCUUUCACCCCAAGAUGGUUCCUGGCCAUGGCCAACAGGCGCAACAGCAGCCACAGCAGCAGCAUCAUUCGCAACACCAUCAUCAUACGCAGCAGCAGCAACAACAGCAUCCGUCACAUCAUCACAUGAAUACAAAUCAUAAUCGCUCACCAUCGGCGAGUCAGAUGGGAGGAGUGAUUCAGUCAACCGCAGCACUGAAGGACCGGUCGGGGCAACAUCCGAAUACUAGCGGUGGUAGUGGUGGAAGUGUUGGUGGAGGCAGUAAUGUUGCCUGUAGCUUUUUGGGCAAUAACAGCUCCAGUAGUAUGGGGUUAGCCACCGGCAGUGCCGGUGGCAACGGAUAUUACAAUAUGAUGAGUAGCAGCAGUAGCGGUAGCGGUAGCAGUAGUGUAGAUGGCAGCAAUAGUAUUAACAGGCCACUCGGUGGCCCUAGUGGUGCAGCAACGAACCCAGCGUCUAGUCUAGGGGCGUCCGGUGAGUUUACUGCGAUGAUCCCUGGAGGAUUGCAUAUCAAGGAUGCAAAACAGAUCAACAAUGAAGCAGGGAAAAACGGGAGAGACAAUAUGUCGACCAACAACGAAUCAUCCAGUUUAGUGAAAGAUAUUCUUUUGCAUGCCAUGCAAAGCAAUACAGUUCCGGUGUCGCCCAAAAGGAAUUCACCUUUGCGGACACCUAUUCCUCCUAAUCACAGUCCAACGCGAAGCCGCAGUCCACCGACCACCGCGUUGUUACACCCAACGGACCAACCGACGACGGCCACUUGUGUAAAUACAUCGUUUCCGCUGAAUCCUACGAAUGUGCCAUCGACACUGAAAGACACUGACAACAUCGCCAGUAUCAAAACCAGCAGCCCAUCGGACGUUGCCUCGCCAGUUGUACCAAGCAGUGUCGAGGCGCCGACAGCCAUUAGCACAGACCGGGCCUCUCCACUCCCGUCUUCUAAUGAAGAUUCGGCGGACUCCAAUUCGAGUAAGUCACGAAGAAGGCGAAAGCCCGAUCGUACGAACAAAAUGGGCACAGAGGAGCUGGACAGAAUGCACGAGUUCCUUGGUGGAGGGGAUAACAGCGCGGAUAAGUGUGAUCGCAUUGAUGGGAUUGAUCCUAUGCGACCUAACAUUGCGGUACGGAACGAUAUUGCCACCCUUGCAUUGGAAGGAAUCAGCAGUCUCAGUCAGGGCUUGGCCAGUGAUAGUAGUCAUAGUCCACACAUUACGGAUCUAUCGGAUAGCACGCGGGUGAAUCUGCAAAGCCUGACCGAAACUAAUCCUACCAACGGAGAAGAGAAAAAGUCUUCAACGGUUAGUACUGGUAUUGCCAAUGUUCUGUCAGAUGCGGCAGCGACCGCUAUUGAUUCAACUCGUAAGGACAGCGAAUCCAAUUCGGACGAUUGUGAAACUAUUGAUAAGAUAGCGGCUAUGAUUUCCAGGACCGAAAACGAUGCCUCAGUAAAUGCGUCACGUUCUCAGCAAUUGCCAGUUGAAUUAAACGUCCCCGUUGAGGAAAAUAGCCAAAGCUCUCGAAAGAGUAACGGUCCUGUAAAAGUAACCGAAGGAGCAUCAUCUUCGCUUCGUGAUAGCAAUAAAACUGAAUUGAGCAAAAACGAUACGGAUAAAAGCUUUGAAGAAGUAGAGAAUAAAUUGGAGGAAAUGUUUGCUGGUAUCGAUGAAACUAUACCGAAGGAUUCCAACAAAUCGCCGCCAUCUGCGGAGAAGAAAACGCCAUCUCCGAAGCUGACGACUGAACCUACCGAUAUUCUGAUCGAGCUGGCUGGGAAAAGCGAAGAAUCAGCCCCACCUUCUUCCAGUGUUCCUUCGGUCGAUGCUAGCGAAGAUUCGCCCGUGGCCAGUACGAGCGGGACGCAGAAGAAGGUUCUAACUGCAGCAGCUAAGCGAGCGAAUAUCGGCAAACCCGCCGCCGGUGCCGGAUCUCCGAAUAAGAAGAAAAAAGUCUUAAAAAAGAAGCCUGUCCAAAGUAAGGGUACCAGCUUUGCAGCUGCUGAAGAGCGGGCUGCUAGUUUUGGUGCUAAAGGUGGCAGCAAGAAGCCGAUUACUAAAGGGAACGGCAAAAAAGGUAACGGUUCAGGAUCUGCGGCGGGUAAGAAUAAGACGAAACCUAGUGACGGUACAGCUGUGGUGGAUCCUAACGGUAAAUAUAAAGGCCCUUUCGUUCAGGUUAAAUCGGAUGGCAGUCAUCUGGUCAUCAAUACUCCUAUUAACGAGGAAGACUCGGAAAAGUUGCAAAAUAAACCGAAGAAGUUUGUCAACAGUAUGAACAAUUCGGAGAAGAAUAAAAUUCGAGGGCUUCAUGUUAGCACGUUGAGCACAAAGUAUGACGCUGACACCACGGACACUAGUUGGAUGUGUGUAUUUUGCAAAACGGGACCGCACAAACAACGGCUAGGUGACCUGUUUGGGCCCUACAUAAUAAGUACCAAAUCCAGUGAAUUUAGGCAGAGUCAAACGGACGACGAGUGCUUCAAUAUGAAGCGAACGAGGGAGAGCUUACAAUCCAAGCUCAUUAAAAAAGAGGAUUCCAUUGCUGGAACAAGUGCUCCCAAGUCCAAAAAGCGGAAAACCGGCACGGACGUCCAACCUUCAACCCCGCAAGCAGUUCCAAGUACCAGCACCGCAACAACGCUCAACCCUGCGCAGCCACCCGAUGACUUUUACUACGGCAUGAUCAAAGCCGGAGACGACUCGUACGAAGUGUGGAUGCAUGAAGAUUGCUUGGUGUGGGCCCCCGGGGUGCACAUCAUUGGAACGCGCGUCGUCGGGCUGGAAGCGGCGAUUUGGAACUGCUGUCGAUACCAGUGCCGGAUAUGUUCUCACCACGGAGCGAACGUAAGCUGCCUGCAUCGGGGGUGCGACGAAGAAGCGCAUGUCGUGUGUGCGAGGCGAAACGACUGGAAACUGAGCGAUGAGUUCAAAUCUCACUGCGAAAAGCACUCUAAAGUUGACUCCUCUUGAGUAUUGGGGCUGUAAGAUGUUGGCUUGGUUUUGUUUUUGUUUGUUUAUUUUUUGGUAUUUUCUGAGUUUUGUAAACUGGUUUCCAAUCACUUCUGUAUAGGAAGCGUCAAUAAAAAUAGAUCUGUUUGUAGUGUAUAGAGAGAGUCGACUUAAAAGGAGAUUAUUCCUAACUGAUGAUAAAGAGGAAAUCAUGGCAGAUAUUAGAGAUUGCUUUUAAAUCCAUCGUACGUGAAGGGAAACAGUCACAAUUCAAAUUAAACUGUACAUUUUAGUCGUGUAACAGCUAGAAUGCUAAUGUUUUUAUUCUAGCUUUAAAAGGUGCGCAGAGACAUUUGGAAGUAGUAGGACGUGGAAUGGCGUGAACGGUGUUGUAAAUUUCAUGACGAUAUCUCUGUGAAAAACUACUAAUUUAUUGAACGAAAAUGUUAGUGAUCCGAUAUUACUUGUAUAUUUUGCACAUACUUUUGGUUAGGUUAGAAAGUUUUCUUUUUUGAAGAAACACAAUAAAAAUUUGAGACAAUUAUAAACAUUACAUUCAGUAAAGAAAGCAAAGAAAACACGAAUUGUAUGAAUUCGUUGGAUGCAUGUGAUUUAUGAAAAUGAUAAAUUUCAAUCAAGGAUAGCACGUGUGUAGUAUAUAUUAUUAAAUUGUGUUUCCUUGGCGAAGAAAAACCUAUGGACAAUUCUCGUAAAGUUUUAGUGAGUCAAUCCAAAAUGCUGCAAAAUAAACGAAAAUGUAUUAAAAAUACUAAAAGAAAUAA